Mytilinidion resinicola is the source of this 1518-nucleotide messenger RNA. Its product is annotated as Aldo/keto reductase. Gene Ontology annotation, cellular component: cytosol. The record is from RefSeq and is a predicted model, not a curated record. Bases 482 to 1462 code for a protein of 326 amino acids. NCBI's taxonomy places the organism in Eukaryota, Fungi, Ascomycota, Dothideomycetes, Mytilinidiales, Mytilinidiaceae. Gene Ontology annotation, molecular function: aldose reductase (NADPH) activity. The transcript has 3 exons.
UCACCUGCUACUCUUCAGAAAAAUGUAGAUGAAGAAUCGAACUUAAUCACGAGAAGUUUCCAUGGACAAGUUCCAGGGUCGAAACAAAGCGGAAUAACUGGUCUACGGUUGAGCGAUGACCGAUCAACGGUAUCAUGGAGAAGCACCUCCAACUUGAGGAUCUCUCCGCAUAUCUAUCCUUCCCAUCUAAAACUCUUCAUCCGUAGUCACGCCGAUGCGGCACUCCACUGACCAAUAGAUGCCAACCGGGUAGUCAGGUCACUGGGACUAAUCAACACGAGAUGUUAAAUACAAAAGAUCCGGGAAACCGCCUUUCGACGGGGUCGGGCCAUGGCCGUAUCUUGCCAUAGCGCGGUCCACGACGCGUUAUAAGAAUCUGACAGUCCUCACAUUUCUUCAUUUCAUCAUCAUUUACUCUUAAUAGACUUAGCUUCUAAGACUUACUAUUAAUCGAAUACUAUUCUGACAUACAAAUGAAAACAUGGCGACAGAUGUUCAGACUCCAAAGAUCAAGCUGGCAAAUGGCGUCGAAAUGCCACAAGUAGGGUUGGGCAUGUGGAAGAUGGACAACGAUACGUGCGCGGACGUGGUAUACCGAGCUAUAAAGGAUGGAUACAGGCUAUUCGACGGCGCGUGUGACUACGGCAAUGAGAAAGAAGGCGGCGAAGGCGUCACCCGCGCCAUCAAAGACGGCCUCGUCAAGCGUGAGGAACUUUUUAUCAUCAGCAAGCUCUGGAACUCCUUCCACGACCCAGAGCAGGUCGAACCCAUCGUCCGCAAGCAACUCGCCGACUGGGGCGUUGGUUACUUCGACCUCUACUACAUCCACUUCCCGGUUUCGCUGAAGUAUGUGGACCCUAGCGUACGGUACCCGCCGGGCUGGUUCUUCGACGACGCAGGCACCAAAGUCGAGCACGGCAAGGCGAGCCUGCAGAGCACGUGGCAAGCCAUGGAGGCACUCAUUCCGGCAGGCCUGGCGAAGAACAUUGGCGUGAGCAACUACACCGGCGCACUUCUACUCGAUCUUUUCACGUAUGCGAAAAUCAAGCCGGCUGUUGUGCAGGUUGAGCAUCACCCGUACCUAUUACAGCAGUCCCUCCUGGACCUCUGCAAGAGCCACGGGAUUGCGGUGACGGGGUAUUCGUCAUUUGGUCCGCAGUCCUUCCGCGACUGUGAUAUGGAGCUCGCGCAGUCAAUUGAGCUACUGUUUGACCACCCCGUCAUUACUAAGAUUGCAAAUCGGCAUCGGAAGACGGCAGCGCAGGUGCUGUUGAGGUGGAGCACGCAAAGGGGGAUUGCAGUGAUUCCGAAGAGCAACACACAGGAUCGGUUGUUGGAGAAUUUAGAUGUGACGAGCUUUGAUUUGAGUGAGGAGGAGAUCAAGCAGAUCAGUGGCUUGGAUAGAGGAUUCAGGUUCAAUAACCCGCUAAACUACGGUAUUCCCGUAUACAACUUUGCUUAGGCCGAUAAAUGGACGCUUCGGGGAGAACGGAAACACAUUUUCUUAUUUUGAUGGAG